Molecule: messenger RNA, 3356 nt
Organism: Haliotis rufescens (red abalone)
Lineage: Eukaryota; Metazoa; Mollusca; Gastropoda; Lepetellida; Haliotidae
Product: MFS-type efflux pump MSMEG_3705-like
Exons: 11
Coding region: 205-1707 (500 amino acids)
Biological process (GO): transmembrane transport
Cellular component (GO): membrane
Molecular function (GO): transmembrane transporter activity
Source: RefSeq, a predicted model, not a curated record
CGUGAUGUUCAACAUGGUGGCUCAUUGUAGUCAGGCGCAAGAUCAAUGUUUUUCCCGAUCUCAAAAAACAUCAUCGGCUGAUCACAGCAAGCACAUAACACCGGUAAUACCAGUCAGCAAAUCCGAACUGAACAGGCAGUAGCCCGGUCUCCCAGCUGUUGCACACACAAGUCGUACAAGUCGUAGUCACCAGUUUGCUGCACGAUGGAUGAAGGUCAUCGGUGGUGGAAGGAUGUGCGGCCCUACAGCAUGUAUGUCCUGGUGUUGGUGCUCCUGGCGUACCUCCUCAACCAGCUUGACCGCUACAUGCUGGCCAUCACGGCCAAGCCCAUGGCACAGGAGAUACGCUACGGUGACCAGGCCUGCAUGGUCAACACAACGUUUACGACCGCUGCAGUUGUUGGGGUCAAGUGCAAUGGAACCACAUCUGGAGACUGCACCUCAAUACACAGUCAGAACGGGUCGGCGGUGUGCAAGUGGGACUACAACGGGCAGGGCUACGAGUACCAGCUGGUGGCGGGGCCCGUCUUCAUCCUCAUCUACACCUUCAUGGGCAUCUUCAUCGGCUUCGCCGCCGACAUGUACAACAGGAAGAUCCUCCUGGCUAUCUGCCUCAUCUUCUGGUCCGUGAUGACCCUCCUCACGGGCGCCAUCAAUGAGUACUGGCAGUUGGUCAUACUCCGCUUUGGACUGGGCAUGGGGGAGGCUGGGUGUACCCCUUUUGCUGCGUCUCUACUGACGGACUACUUCUCAGCGUCAGUUCGCGGCCUGGCUCUCGGCGUCUACAACUGGGGCAUCUACAUGGGCUACAGUCUCUCCUACGCUAUCGGCAACUUCAUUACUCUGGCCAACAUCAACGGACAGGGGUGGCGAUGGGCAUUCUACAUCUCCGGCAUCCCGGGACUCAUCCUGGGGGUGCUCAUCAUCAUCACCCUCAAGGAACCAGCCCGUCAUGUCGUUCAGCCAGCGAAUGAACAGGGAGGCCUCAUUCAGUCAGAGAGACCUAGCAUUUUGCAGAAGCUUGGGAAAACACUCAAGCCAUUCCUCAGUCCUUCUCUGAUCAUGCUGUGUGUGGCCGGCUCCAUCAGGAAUGCAGCGGGCUAUGUGUGGGCAUACAAUACUCAGCCCUACUUUGUCAUGAUUGGUCAGACGAAGGAGCAGAUCGGGACCUACAUGUCCUGGAUUCCACUGGUCAGCGGCAGUAUCGGCGUCGUCGUGGGCGGCUUCAUCUCCGACCGUGUGGUGAAGAAGCGGGGACUGUACGCCAGGGUUCUCAUACUUGUGGCUAGCCAGAUUAUAGCAGCUCCAUUUGCUGCAGGGACACUUUUCCUGAACCCCCCUGGUGCCUUUAUCAGUCAGAUACCGACUUACAUUAUUGGAGAGAUGUGGGUGGGUGUGACUCUGGCAGUCCUGGUGGAGCUGGUCCCGAGUAAUGUGAGAGCCGGCGCCGUGGCUGUCUACCUCUUUAUCAUCAGCAACGUCGGGGGCAAUGUCCCUUUACUGGUACCCUACAUACAGUCCAGCUUCGAAGCCAGGGGAUUCACCAAAGUGCAGGCUCUUAGAGGAUCACUGUACAUCUUGUAUCCGGGGCUGUACGUGCUGGGGUCGCUGCUGUUCCUGCUCACCAUGUUCGUAGUAAAGCGAGACCAACGUCGUGUCCAGGGUUACGAAGAACUGGACGGCAACAACUCUGACAAGGAAUCGUAGACAACGAUUAACAUGGGAAUAACCGUGUCAUCGAAUUCUAAGAAUGUGAGAACAUAGCUGUGACAGAUGUAUGCCAACCAUGCUAGCAGUACUAUAGAGGGGAAAUACUUCAUAUUCAGGACCUGCUUCUGAAUAUAGCUAAGAAAGAUUUCAGGUUUAUAGCUGUCUCCACAAAGAAACGUACAGCAAUAUGAAAACACAAUGUAACCUGUACUUGAUUUUUAUAAGCCGCUGUCAUACGGCUGGAGUAUAUUCUACUUGAAAGAAGUUAAAGAACACCUGAUUUUUAAUAUGGCUACAGUUAACCUGUCAUUGCGAUGAAAGACUGACAAUAGUCAUAUCAAACAACGAGUGUUCUUCAUCUUCUUUUGAGUAGUGAUGUACUUGAGUGACACUACAAGGUGACACAUUCUAUGAACUUUUAGAAAUGUUUUAUUUCUUUGAUGUCCUCAAAGUUUUGAUAAUCUUGUUUAUAUGGAUAUUGGUAUCUCAUUUUUAAAAAAUGUAGGCUGUGUUUUUAGGAAAAUUUUAGUGAUAUUCAGCUAAAAAAAAAUUAUAUCAUGAUUUGUUACAUAUAAUUUUAUUGUUAAACUUCUAUGGCACUAGUUACAUGGAUAUGGUUGGAUUCAGAUGAUGCACGUGUGUCUUUCAUUACGUGCUUAUUUCCCUUUGUUCGGGUAAACACUCAUAGAAAUGCUCAUGAAUAGUAGCUGUAUACCAGGAAUGUUUUAUGUUUAUAUAUUUAGAGAUUUAACUGUAUUUUAAUAUGGAUUUCCUUUGUUUUUAGAAGUGUGACUUUCUUGUUUAUAUAUAAUUAUGAAUUAUACUACUCAAAAGAAGUUAAAGAUCACCCAAUACUUUCAUAAUACUUCAGUUAAUCUGGAAUGGCAUGACUUUUGAGUUGUAUGUUUUAAUUGUAAUUUUGUGUACGUGUGUAUUUUAGAUAUACAAGUUGUAUAUAUUUCUGUAUUAUUCCAUACCAUAUUUCAUAACUAAUUAAUCAAAAGGAGUGGGUUAUGGAUCAGCUGACCCCUAUAAAAUUAAAAAAUGGACAAGAAACAGUUAAAAACACUUUUUUAUUGUGCCUAUGUAAUGUUUACAUGUUCAUGAACAAGAAAUUAUGCAUGCAUUUGGUGUAGUAUUAGGUAGAAAGACUAGUUUCACAAACAUUGUUUGAAUAGAUAUAGUUUAUUGUCUUUGUUAAGAAAAAGGGGAACACAAGUGCUGGACACGUCUUCCUCUAACACAACGCAAAAAAUAGACGUCCAAUCAAAUUACUCGGUUCUCCUAUGAUUUAAACAAGCAGCUGUGAUGCCAGUAUACCACGACUUUUGUCUGCCGCCAAAAAUUCAACCAGAAUGUCUUGUAGCUUCCCCCUGUCUAAAUACUCAGGAAACCAUUUUUUUAAAGCCCAAAAUCAUUUAUAACAUUCUUGAAAUUCGUUUGAAUACAUCGAUGACUGGCUUGGAUAUUUUGAAUGUAACUUUGUGCCAAACCCAGGUUCAGAAAAGCAUUUUGAUUGGUUGUUGAUUUGAAGCUCAGGAACGAGAGAAAUUAUGUGCUAAGAUAUAUAUUUAUAUGUAUUUACAUGUAUUUACAUGUAUUUAUAUGAUAGGGGGGCACGGGUGGCCCAGUCGUCUAAGGCGCCG